Messenger RNA from Arachis stenosperma, 3756 nucleotides. Its product is annotated as putative disease resistance RPP13-like protein 1. Gene Ontology annotation, molecular function: ADP binding. Lineage: Eukaryota; Viridiplantae; Streptophyta; Magnoliopsida; Fabales; Fabaceae. The record is from RefSeq and is a predicted model, not a curated record. Bases 184 to 3519 code for a protein of 1111 amino acids. The transcript has 2 exons. Gene Ontology annotation, biological process: defense response to other organism.
AGCAUCAUGUGAACUUGUCCAGAAGACCAAUAAGCAUCUCAAUUUUGAAGUCAAUUUACAAUACCAUAUACUUGGCUAAACUACACUGCAACCUACCCUUUUGUGUUCGUCAGAAUUUUUAAAUUCCAGUGCAAACUACACACAACUUCUCUCACCCUUACUUACUUUCUUGCUCUUGUGAACAUGGCUGCAUCAGUUGUUGGAGGAGCUUUCCUCUCUUCGUUUCUCAAUGUUCUUUUCGACAGGCUGUCUGAUCCUGAGAUCAUCAACAUGAUGCGAGGAAAGAAGGUUGACCAGAAGCUGCUUCAAAAGCUGAAGACCAUUCUAAACGUGGUUGAAGCUGUGCUGAAUGAUGCUGAGAAGAAACAGAUCACUGACUCUGCUGUCAAGAGGUGGCUCGAAGAUCUCCAAGAUGCUGUCUAUGAUGCUGAUGACUUGUUGGAUGAAGUCGCCACCAAAGCUGCCACUCAGAAGGAUCCACCAGGUAACUUCCUGUCUCGCUUUCUCAAUUUGCAAGAUAGGGAGAUGGUUACUAGGAUUGAAGACAUCAUUGCUAGACUAGAAGAUAUUGCAAAACACAAAGAUAUCCUUCGUCUAGAAAAGAUUGUAGCCAAGAACAUGUCUGGGAGAAUCGAAUCAACAUCUCUUGUUCAAAAGUCUGAUGUAUUUGUUGGUAGGGACCAAGACAGGGAGGAUAUAGUCAAAUUAUUGUUAGAUGAUACUAAUGAUGGUGAACUAUCUGUCAUCCCUAUCUGGGGUAUGGGUGGGAUCGGAAAAACUACUUUGGCUAAGUUGGUUUUUCAUGAUGACAAAGUGCAGCAAAAGUUUAAUGUUAGAGCAUGGGUUUGUGUUGGGGAAGAAUUUGAUGUUCUUAAAGUGACAAAGACUGUAAUAGAGGAAAUAACUUCUAGUCCCUGUGAUAUGAAUAGCUUAAACUCAGCUCAACAACAUUUAAGGAGUAAGCUAACAGGGAUGAAAUUCUUGGUUGUUUUGGAUGACUUUUGGAGUAACAAUUACACAGCUUGGGCAAAUUUUCUGAUUCCUUUUAGAUGUGGAAGUGAGGGGAGUAAGAUCCUUGUGACAACUCGUAGCGAAAAGAUUGCAAACAUGGUGAAAGGUUUUCAUUAUCAAGCCUACAAUUUGAGUGCGUUGAAUGAUGAAGAUUGUUGGGUAGUGUUUGCAAAUCAUGCAUUUCUUUCUGGAGAGCGUCUAGCUUUUGAAAAAGUUGCCAGAGAAAUUGUUAAAAAGUGCAAGGGAUUACCUCUAGCUGCUCAAGCACUUGGGAGCUUAUUAAGGUCCAAAGAUAAUGAAAAGGAUUGGAAUAAUGUUUUGAACAGUGAAAUUUGGGAAUUUUCUGAAGAGGAAAUUGAAAUUAUUCCUGCUUUGAGGAUUAGUUAUUACCACCUUCCUUCGCACUUAAAACGUUGUUUUGUUUAUUGUUCUUUGUAUCCCAAAGACUAUGAAUUUGAUAGAGAUGAAUUGGUGUUAUUGUGGAUGGCCGAGGGUCUUUUGCAACAGCCGAGGGGGGGAAGCACUUUAGAAGAAGUUGGCCAUGAAUAUUUUAGUGAUUUAGCAUCAAGAUCUUUUUUUCAACCUUCUCAUAAUGCUUAUGAAACUUCAUUUGUAAUGCACGAUCUGGUGCAUGAUUUAGCAACAUUCUAUGGUGAAAAGUUCUAUUUUAGAACCUUUGAAGUCAAGAAUGUACUCAAGCACGAUAUCAAAACUCGUCAUUUGUCGUAUGUUUUGCGCAACAAGGAUUCAGUCUCAAAGAUCCUGGAAGUAUGUGAUAGUUUAAAGCAUGCAAGGACAUUGCUGCAAGUCAAUUUGAAUACAUAUCAUCGAUUCUCAGAGGGAAUAGUCGUUCCUUGUGACUUACUAGAACAAUUGAAGUGCUUACGAGUUUUGUCAUUUAAAUUUUGUUCAGAUGAUGAAAACUUGUUGCAUCGUUCAAUUGGUGAAUUGAUCCAUUUGCGUUAUUUGGAUCUUUCAUACACAUCCAUCGUGACUUUGCCCGAGUCUUUAAGUUGCUUGUACAAUUUACAAACCUUGAAGUUGAGAAACUGUAGAAAACUUAAAAAGCUUCCUAGCAAGAUGCAAAAUCUUGUGAAUUUGCGUCAUCUUGAUGUUUUUGAAACUGGUUUGGAAGAGAUGCCAAAAAAGAUGAGUGAAUUAAAAGAUUUGCACUUUUUAAGUUGCUAUAUUGCGGGCAAACAUGAAGAGAAUGGGAUUGGAGAAUUGGGAGAGCUUGUACAUCUUCAUGGCUCAUUUUGUCUUACGAAACUAGAGAAUGUUAAGAAUAGUGGUGAAGCAUCGAAUGCAAGGAUGGAUGAAAAAAUACACCUGAAUGCUUUGGAAUUGAGGUGGUCAUCAUUUGAAGAAAGUGAGGUUUGUGAUUCCCAAAGUGAAAAAGAUGUACUUGACAAAUUACGUCCUCACAAAGACUUGAAGGAGCUAUUCAUCAGGUGUUACAGAGGUACGAUGUAUCCGGAUUGGGUAGGGCAGUCUUCGUACCACAACAUGACUUGGUUGGAGCUGAGUGGAUGCAGGAAUUGUUGGACGCUUCCUUCAGUUGGGCAGUUACCCUCUCUAACGAGAUUGGAGAUUUCAAAUUGUGAUAUGGUGAAGAUGAUUGGUGGUGAAUUCUAUAAGGCUGAUGCAACUCAGGAGACACCCUUCCGAUCCCUUAAAAUUCUUAUUAUUCAAAGAAUGCCUUGCUGGGAGGAAUGGGAGUCAUAUGAAUGUGAUGAUGAUGAUCAUGCGCCAUUUCCGAAACUUGAGAUUCUUUUAAUAGAGGACUGCCCUAAGUUAAGAGGAGAUUUGCCCACUUUCCUUCCGUCUUUGGAAUUAGUCCACAUUGUUAGAUGCGAGGAGAUUGGUUGUUAUCUGCCAAGAGCACCCAUCCUACGCAAAUUAAGAAUAGAUGGCAAACAGGAAGCAAGAAUACGGGAGCUACCACUUUCCAUGUUGAAGGAAGUAGAAAUUAAUGGAGAGCAGCAGGUGGAGUAUGUGUUUGAGGCCAUGACCCACACCCAACCAACCUCUCUCCAUUGUUUAAGAAUCUCAAAUUGCUCAUCAGCCAUAUCAUUUCCAGGGGAUUCUUUGCCCCCUUCAUUGAAAGAGCUAACCAUCGAGAAUUGCAAGAAUGUAGAAUUCCCAAUGCAACACCAACAACAUCACUCGCUACAGAGAUUAGAAAUACACAACAGCUGUGAUUCGCUUACAUCCUUGCCAUUGCCAGCGUUCACAAAUCUCAAGUAUCUCACAAUCGCAAGACGUGAAAAUUUGACAUCUCUGGAGGUGUCACAGUCACAGGCCCUCCAACAAUUAAUGGUUGCAGAAUGCCCUAAGCUGGAGAACAUAGUAAGGCUGCCUGCCUCUUUAAGUCUACUCUACAUCAACAAAUGUCCGUUGUUGGGUGAAGGCAUAGAGAGGAAGGACCCCCACAUUUGGCCAUCCAUUUCCCACAUCCCUCAAAUUUAUGUCAAUUGGAGACGGAUUGGCAAUGAGUCAACAUCUUAAAAGAGGAAUUAGAGAAUGUUAAGAAUAGUGGUGAAGCAUCGAAUGCAAGGAUGGAUGAAAAAAUACACCUGAAUGCUUUACAUUUGAUAUGGUCAUCAUUUGAAGAAAGUGAGGUUUGUGAUUCCCAAAGUGAAAAAGAUGUACUUGACAAAUUACGUCCUCACAAAGACUUGAAGAUGCUAAGCUUAUGGGGUUACAGAGGUACGAUGUUUCCGGAUUGGGUAGGGCAGUCUUCGU